AUGGCCGAUCUUCAGGCAACCGUCGAGUUCGCGGUCGAGUUGUACAAAUUCUACAAUGUGGAUCUGUUUCAGCGCGGGCUCUAUCAAGUGCGAUGUUCGCUGCGCGUUUCGCCCCGGCUGCCGGUGCAGGUCGAGACGUGCCUGCCGGAUGCGGCCACCGCCGGCAUCCCGUCGGUGCAGUCCGUGUUGAACGCACAGAACGGUGGUGGUGCCGGUGCAACGAAUGGCAGCGGCGGAUCGAGUGGGACGCUCCCCGGGGGCAACGGAACCGGAACCGGCAGUGCCGGUGGCUCCCUGCCGAGCAGUAACCCCGGUGGUGGCACCUCGGCCGGAAGCAGCGGUGUGGGUGGUUGCAUAUCCGGUAGCAACGGGCACGCCGCCUCGACGGGCUCCGGCACGACGGUCAGCCGACCGGAAGGUGGAUCAUCGUCGGGAGGAAAUGUCAUGAGUGGCUCGUUGUCGUCGAUGCCGUCGAGCGUGAACACACCGAACUCGCUGGCCACCAACUCCGGCUCGUCCGGGAUCGGGACCUCGUUCGACUCGGCCAACGGACUGACGGGCGCCGGAGGAGGCGGUGGUGGAGGAGGAGUAGGCAGCGGUGCCGGUGGAGGUAGCGGCAGCGGCAACUCACCGACCGCCAGCUCCGAUAGCCGGUCCGGGGCGACCAUCAUCGACGACGCUGGCGCCUCCCGGGUCUUUCAGAUUCUCUACCGCAACGAGGAGGUGUCACUGCGUGACGUUAUCAUGUUCCGGGCGCACCUGCUGGUUGACAGCCGGCACCUGAAGGAAACGAUCGAGCGGGCCGAGUUCUCGCUCAACCUGGAGCUGUGGUUCGGCGAGCAAACGAACGGCAACAUUCUAACGCUGGCCUCGACGCGCACCCUGCAGCUAAACUUUCAUCCGGGCCGCGGUCUGCACUACCAUCUGCCGGUCCUGUUCGACUACUUCCAUCUGGCCGCCGUCAGCGUUGGAAUCCACGCGAGUCUGGUGGCGCUGCACCAGCCGUACAUCAAGAAAAGCAUUUUCCACUAUGUACAAAGCUGUGCACCGAAAUCGACCAAACCGUGGAUGGGUGGCUCGAAGCUGAACUGUCGCGGUGGCAACUCGCCAGGGCCGCUGGAGGCCAUCUUCUUCGGGCCACAGGUGGGCAGCGGGGCCAAGUGUGGCGGUGGCUCCGCUGGGCGGCUCGUGCACGCCCGCAACGUCCACCGGGACAUCUGUGCCUUGCUGCUGGGGGCGCUCGAGUCGCUCCGAGUGUCGCUGCAGGAAUUCUGCACGGUGCUGCCGCCCCAGUGGCAGGCGCUGACCGGGUCCACGCCCCUCUCCAACCUGGACACCGAGCAAAGACUGAGAAAGCUGUCCGAUCUGGCCAAGCUGCUGGACACGGAGGACGAUCUGGCGGCCCGGGCCAACUCGGACAUUGCGCAGCUGUGCGCCGAGUGUAUCCUGUACUGGCGCCGGGCCCUGUCCGCCGCCACCCAGCCCGCCGUCCACGGGUUGCUAGCGAAGAAGCACCACACGCUGCGGGUCCGUCGCUUCGCCGAGGGCUUCUUCGUGAUCGACAACCCGCGCCAUCUGGCGAGCGGGUGCUACGACUCGAACUACCAGAACUACGUGUCGAUCUGUGAGAUGGCGCGCCGCUCGCGCUACCUCUCCUCGCUACCGCCGCUGCCCGUUCACUGUACGCCGCUCGACGGGGAUGCCAACUCGUUGCCGCUGAUCUUCGAGGAUCGCUACACCGACGGGCACGAGCACGGCAAGCGGCGGUCGGGCAGUGAGCCACACCUGAACGGAACCGGUGGCGGUGCCAGCACGGCCAUUGUAUCGACUCUCUCGAAGCCGAACCCAGUCACCCCGAUGACGACGGCCAACAACCCGGGCAAAUCGCUUCACCAGCCCCAUCAUCAUCACCAUCAUCCGAACAAGAUCGCUCCGAUGAUCACCCCGAGCGUGACGGGGAAGGAGUGCUCCUGCGGGCUUGGGCCGUGCUACGGGCCGGAACCGAUGCCGAAGCUGUGCGGUAACUACAUGGGCAUCAUGACACCUCGGUACGCGCUCGGCGGGGAUAUCCUGCAGGCCAGCCUGACGAUCACGCCGGCGGCCGCGGCCUCACAGAACGGGCUGGGGUUGAAGACCUUGUCCCGGCACUCGGUGGCCACUCUGCUGGCCGAUCAGCCCCCACCCGGGGGUGCUCCACCUCCGAUGGCCGAUCAGGUGUGCCAGUGGGACCAGGCGUUCAAGGGUGUUUACACGGCGACCCCCGGGCCUCAGGGUUUCGGGGGAGGGGCCACACUUCCCACCCGUCACAGCAAGUCCCUCGACCAGCUCGAACUGGCCCCGACGGCAUCACUUCCCCGGGCUCACGUACACAGCGCGGCGCACAACGGAUACCACGGGAGUUACCAUCCGGCUGGUGUCCCGUCCACCCACCAGCCACCACAGCCCGCAGUCCGGCAGUCGAUCGUUUACCAACCCCCACAGCAGUACGCGGCCGGAGUGGCCCUCCUGCAGACACUGCCCAAAUCGAAGCCCAAAAACCCGGUGCAGGCGGAGGAUCUGCUGAAGAACAUCAACGAGUUCCGGGAGAAGUACAAGAACCCGGGCGACCCACGGAAGAUGCUGCACGCGGGAGGGACGGCAACCCACAACCCAACGUACGAUCUGCAGCAGGAUGCCCUGCUAGGGCUGCUGAAUGGGUACGGCCAACGGCAGACAGGCCACCACGGGGACUUCCGGCACGAGCUGAAACCGGAUCGGACGUCCCACGGAACGCACCGCUCGGCCCACCACAACCACUCGGUCGAUCCGGCCGCAGUCCAAGGACCGACGGCGACGCUGGCCACCUACUACAACUCGCUACCGAAGGGUGCCGGAAUGGGCGCCGGAAGUAAUGGAACCGCCGGUCUAACGGCUCCCCGGAGUUCGUUCCCGCCGGUUCGCAGCAAAAAGCAGCCUCAACCGCAGCAGCAGGCCAGUUCCUGUUCGCUGCCCACCAAGUCGGCGUCUAACACGAUCCCGCGUAGCAACUCGUCGCAGCAACUACGUCAUCAGAACGGAGGACGCGAGGCCCCUCCAGUCAACAGUGCCACGCUGCCGCACCGAUCGGUAGAGUUCUCGCGGAUUCGCGUGACCGACUUCCGGCAGCUGGUGACGGCCAACAACGGGUCGGCCGGUACGCUGUUACCCGCGACCACCGCCACCACCACCGGGCACUCGAGCAGCUCCGACAGCCCGGAGCUGACACCCCGGACACGCACCAAGCAGCGCCGCCUGCUGGCGUCGGCCAGCGUUCCGUUUCAGCUGGAGAACCUCGAACUGGAGCCGGUCGGCGGUGUCGGCCCGGUGGCUGGCCCCGGUACGGGUGGGUUCAGUGAGAGCCUCCCGAACCUGGCCCCACCACCGGCCGCGUUCGCUGGCCGUGACUCACCACCACCGGGGGCCACGUUCCGGUUGCGACGUCGCCAUUCGAGCAGCGAAUCCACCUCGUCCCUCAGCGAACAGUCCGGUUGGGUGUCGAGCAGACGGAGCUCCGGCCCGUCCAGUCCCGACACGCUCCGAAACGCUGACCAGCAGCGGGUGGUGAACGGGGAACAGCUUCGCAAGAAGCUGCUGAAGUUGCUGAACGAGCAGCCGAGGCCCAGUCAGCGUAAGAACAGUACGGUCUCGUCGACGGCCGAGUUCUUCGCACGCAGCAACCAAGGCUCGAUGAAGUCGAAACCGGUGGCGGCUCCGACGGCGGCCGCGGCUCCACCCGAUAUGUUCCGCGGAAACUCGGUGCAAACGGAGAACUGGAGGAAUCUGGAGCGUGACUGGAAUGAUACGCGGGCCCGAGCAGCGGCAGCCGCUGCUGCUGCAGUGGGUCCUGCGGCCAACAGCAGUGGGCCGUACGGGAUGGUGAGCGGGAAGCGAGCACCCGAAACACCGGCACAGACCAUCAGUACGGCCGACAUACGGCCACCGAGGCGCACCAAGAAGGAAAAGUCCAAGUCCGACUUUGACCUGGCGCACAUCUCGGACUACGUGUUCGAGGAUCUGCGGCUGCUGCCACCGCAACAGUUCCGCGAUGUGCCUCCGCCUCCGGACGAGUUCCGUGAUCCUCCGUCGCUGGUUGACGCGACAGGUCCGGUGUUGAAGGGUCGCGGUGCUAAAGGGUUGGCCAAGUCCGGCACCCUGAGCCUGGCACCGCUCAGUAUUCCACCGCCGGAGGUGAGGCCAAAGGAAGAGCAACCGCGGCAACAGGUACAGUACUACGCGACGCUCCCGAAAAGUAAUCCUCCGCAGGUGGUGGCCCCCCUGUCGGUCGUGUUUCAACCGCAGAUCAUUACGGCUCCGCACUACGCCACUCCGGUUCCGGUUGCCCAGCAGCAGCAGCACCACCACCCGUCGCACUACAGCAAACCCGGCCACACGAGGAAGACGUGUGAGGUGCAGGCCAUCGACAAUCCGCUGUACCACAUCAUGUACCACAAGACACCGCGGCCCAUCAUGAAGUCCCAGAGCUCGAACGAGCUGGCCGCCAUUGCCAAGUGUGCCGAGACGCUCAACAAUCCUGGCGGCGGCCACCGGACCAACGCCGGCGUCACGAGUAGCAGCGGCAACCUGGUGCAGCACCAACCGAUUGGCCCGGUGCACUACGGCCCACCAAACGCCACGAUCGAACGGAAAAGUUCCGUCCGUGAGAUGGCAAGCGAUCCGACUCCGGUGGCGGCACCGGUGCAACCGACGGCCGAAGAAGAUCCGGACGAAGAUCCGGAAGACCCGUCCCGGAAGCGGGUCGACCCGCCGAUGCAGCUGCUGGAGUUUGAGAAGUGCCGCGAGGAGUUCCGCAAGCAGAUCAACUACUCCGGCUCGAUCUACUCCGACUUCCAGCGGCUGGCGUCGGACAUGCCGUACUUCCACAUCGCCGACGAGUUCCGGGCGUUCUCGCCCGCUGGCCUGCACCUGGUGAUCUGCCUGCACGGUCUCGACGGCAACUCGGCCGACCUGCGGCUGGUGCGCACCUACCUGGAGCUGGGGCUUCCCGGGGCCCACCUGGAGUUCCUGAUGUCCGAGCGGAACCAGGGCGACACGUUCUCGGACUUUGACACCAUGACCGACCGGCUGGUGGCCGAGGUGCUGUUCCACAUCGAAACAUAUCAGCUCAACCCGAGCCGCAUCUCGUUCGUGGCCCACUCGCUCGGCACGAUCAUCGUCCGGUCGGCGCUCGCCCGGCCCCAGAUGCGCCCGCUCCUUUCCCGGUUGCAUACGUUUCUGUCCCUGUCCGGACCGCACCUGGGUACGCUCUACAACUCUAGCGGGCUGGUCAACAUGGGGAUGUGGUUUAUGCAGAAGUGGAAGAAGUCAGGCUCGCUGCUGCAGCUAUGCCUGAGGGACGCGGCCGACCCCCGGCAGAGCUUCCUGUACCGGCUCAGCCAGCGGAGCACGCUGCAUCACUUCAAGAACGUGCUGCUGUGUGGGUCGUCCCAGGAUCGCUACGUGCCACCGCACUCGGCCCGGCUCGAGCUCUGCAAAUCGGCCGUACGGGAUCAGUCCAACCUGGGCAUCGUGUACCGCGAAAUGGUGCACAACAUAAUAGCGCCCAUGUUGGCCCGCCAGGACCUGACGCUGGCCCGGUUCGAUGUGCACCACGCGCUUCCGCACACCGCGAACGCACUGAUCGGACGAGCGGCCCACAUAGCCGUGCUGGACUCGGAGCUGUUCAUCGAGAAGUUCCUGCUGGUGGCCGGUCUCAAGUACUUUAGCUAG
Messenger RNA from Anopheles bellator, 5745 nucleotides. RefSeq lists its product as uncharacterized. NCBI's taxonomy places the organism in Eukaryota, Metazoa, Arthropoda, Insecta, Diptera, Culicidae. The record is from RefSeq and is a predicted model, not a curated record. The transcript is spliced from 8 exons. Bases 1 to 5745 code for a protein of 1914 amino acids.